GUGCACUUGUGGGUUCACUAAUUUCUGGGGCCACGUGUCAUGUAUUUCAUUGAGGUCUGACGAUCUGCCCCAUGCACACACUGCUGUCGACCGACCCCGACAGACAGACAGACUUGAAACAAAAAGAGCCAGACGAAAAUUCACUUGUGAGUGACACGUCAGUUAAACUACUUGCCUCGAUUCCACGAGACAGACAGACAUACAGAGCACAGCUGGCCUUGAACAAACAAAAAACUGCGCACUUUCACUCACAUGACUGACACGACUGACACAUCAACGCGUUGCAUCCUCCAUGGCCCAUGGGGGGGCCGACCCAAAAAUAAGGUGGGGCCAGUGCUGUGCCAUCUAUCUCUUGGCUGGGCUAGAUGUCCUUCUUGCCCUCUGCACGCGGCGUGAGCCAAACACGAAGACCCUUCGGCCGCAGGAUGCCUCCGGUGCCUGCACACCACACAGCAUCCCCACCAACGAAUGCGUCCUGUUUAAAUGUCAUUUCGCUGCGUGUUGGCAGGUGCGUACCCAUCCGCACUUUCGACGGGUCGUUGGUCGAGAUGUCAAACCGGCGCAGCAGCAUGGCCAGCGCCACCACGGCCUCCUGCUGUGCAAACCUCUGCACCACACCCACGACACACACAGGCAGACACACACGCAGUGGCCAGUGCGGGCCCCAUCCCUCUGUGCUGUGUGUGUGUGUCUCCUGACUGACCUGCCCAAUACAGUUGCGAGGCCCAUGAGAGAAAGGAACGUAGGCAAAAGGAUGUCGCUUGCCCUCGCCACCGCUGCUAUCCACAGUGAAUCGCUGGGGGUCGAACUUGGCGGGCUCGGGCCAGAUGGCCGGAUUGUUGUGUGUGGCCAGCAUGAGAGGCGUCACCACAGUGCCCUUCGGAAUGAGCACUCCAUCAAUCUCGACAUCUCUGUAGGUGGACGAUAAGCAAAAUGGAAAGUGAGUGGUGUGUUGCUCGUCCGUCCAUGUCUUUGUGUGUGAGUGUUUUCUGCGAUCGGUGUGUACUUGAGGGUUAUACGGUUGAUUUGCGACGCAGCAGGCCGGAUGCGGAGGGUCUCCUUGAUGACCUGAUGCGUGUACGCCAGGUGCUUGUACGUCUCGGGCGUCGGGUCGGCCUCCUGAAUUACAAACACACAACACACCAACACACACAACCCAGCAGAUGACGUCAAUGGAUGGAUGGAUGGAUGAUGGUCACAUCGUCUUUGUUGCUGUGCUGUGUGUUGCUUACGCCGAGCACUUGCUGGACUUCCUUGCGGACCUCAUGCUGUAUCCAGUGGUACUGCGGCUGCCCGAUGAAGAAGAUGGACCAGGAGAGGAGGUUGGACGUGGUCUCGUGGCCCGCUAUCAAAAAGGUGAGAGCCUCGUCCACGAUCUGCUCGUCCUCGAUGCCCUCGCCGGUCGUCUCAUCCACGGCCUGACAUUCCACAUCGCCAUAUCCAAAAGGUUCAUCAUCUGUUCAUUCCCUGACCUUGACCAUAGCGGUGAUGACGUCACAUCUGUCCGUCGUGAUCAGCUCGCCGUGCGCCAGCUGGGCCCUUCUGAGGCGGAUGAGCGCACGGAUCUCCUUGCGCAACGCUUCCAUGGUGCCAAGCAGACGGCGAGUGGGCGGCAGAGGCAGAUAGUCCAUGGCCUGCAGGCAGCCAGAAACACCUGGCGACCUUCCUUCCCUCCGUUCCCAUUCAAUCCAUGCAGGCCUUACCGAUCCGAUGAGCAGUUUGCCGAUGUUGUACGAGGCGUUCUUUCCAAUGACUGACGACCAUUUCUCGUGGAACCAGUCGCCAUCAAUGCCCUUGGAGAAGAGGGCCUCUAUCACCACCAUGAGCGCCAUCCUGCCGAACAGGUUGGCGGGGUUGUAUGAGCCGUCACGGGGAUCAAAAGUCACAUCUGGAUCCAUCCAUCCAUCCAUCCACCCGUCACACGUAGGUCCAUCUGUGCGUGCAGCUGACCGUCCGGCAGUUUAUCGGCUUUCUUCGUCGUCGCGGCGUUGGCAGCACGGUUCUGGUCAAUGAGUGAGAUGGUCUCGUGCACCUGGUGGACUGUGGCGGGCAGUGCCACGUCCUUCAGGUUCUGGAAGUGGAACAUUGGAUUGAGCAGCUUCCUCUCCCGCCGCCACAAAUCACCUGCCGUGCAAUCAAUCGGUCACGUGGAUGUGUGUGAUUCUGUGUGGGUGUCGUGUCGAUCGCUUACUCACCCUCAGACGUGACGAGCCCCUUGCCGAUGAUUUUAUCCACCAUUCGCGAGAAGGAGGGCGGCUUGCCGAACUCGAUGCCGUCCCGAGUCAUGACGACCUUGAUCGCCUCAGGUGACAGCAAGAGGACCUGGUGGCUGACAGACAGACACGAAGCGACAGACAGACAACACGGCCGAUGAAAGAGUUGGCAUACGUGUACGUGUGUGUAUGGAUCUCUCUCUCUCUCUCUCCCCCUGUCUGUGUGUGUGUGUGGCUCACUCUCCAGUGAGGGAUAUGCCAUUGUAGAGCAUCUUGGGGUGCCCAUCUUUGCACGCCUCCUGCACGUUCCGCCACAUCCUAGCGAAACAACCGCACACGCAGCACCCGUCAUCCGCAUGCUCCCGUGUGAUGCCAGUGCUCGCGACUUACACUUCCAUCCCGCGUCCCGGCCACAGCAUGUCCAUCCUGUUGAUCCCAUAGAACGUCCUCAUUCUCGCCUCGAUGUGGUCGUAUCUCCAUCUCUUGCGCAUCGCGCGGGCGAAGCGGAUGGCGAUGGAGGCCGUGAAGAAGAUGACAUAGCAUAGAACGGUCCACAGCAGCAGCUUGAUGGAUGUCGUGAUGAGCCAUGAGAGCAGGGAGGUGGAGUAGCCGUGUUGGGACGGCUCGUCCAGGACGCGGAAGGGCACGAAGGGCCACACGUCGCUGAGAAGGACUGCCAUCUUGAUGUGAUUGGUGGGAUGCAAGCCCUCUAGGACCACACCUGGGAGAGAUAGGGGGAGAGAUCACAGACACCAGGGAGAGAAGGGCGCCCCGACGACCUCACUUCGGCACUAGGAAGCUGAAAG
This is a messenger RNA of Vitrella brassicaformis, 3019 nucleotides long. NCBI's taxonomy places the organism in Eukaryota, Vitrellaceae. The record is from the annotation of a GenBank genome assembly.